Aureobasidium melanogenum CBS 110374 is the source of this 3732-nucleotide messenger RNA. RefSeq names its product leucine rich repeat protein. The record is from RefSeq and is a predicted model, not a curated record. Lineage: Eukaryota; Fungi; Ascomycota; Dothideomycetes; Dothideales; Saccotheciaceae. The transcript has 2 exons. The coding region runs from base 1 to 3732 and encodes 1243 amino acids.
AUGCCCCGUUCCAGUAGUCGGGAGCACGCCGGCCGGAGGCGCAGUAUUUUCGGCAUUCCCUCUUUUACCCAGAUUCAUCCUACCACCACGCGCGACUCUCCGGACAAGCUGAACAAGGACUCCUCCAAGACUUUGAAGAAGCGUCGCGGCCCCACUCUUGUCACCAAUCUUGAAUCCUCACCAGAGCUGGUCCACGAUGAGGAUCCUUCGCCUAUCUCAGCAGGCACCUUACCUUCUCCCAAACCAGUCACACGUCCUUCCCUGAGUACUCGUAGCGGCGGCCGCCCUGUUUCGUCUGUCUUUGGCUCAUUGCGAUCCAUGCGUUCCAUGCAUGAAGACGACACUCCUUUGACUACCACCUCAAGCCGAACUCCAUCCAUCAACUGGGCCGAUUUUGAUACCAACAAUUGCCGGAAAGGACGCGUGCUACACCAUGGCGAAGUGCAGACCAGUAGUAGCAUGUUUCGUAAGAAGAAAGAGUACCUGGUCUUGACAGACACCCAUAUCUUGCGCUAUAAGAAUCAGUCAAAAGCUGCCGAAACCAUCGGCAGUGUCCCUCCUCCAUUUGGCAGAAGUCCGACAAUCCGUCAUAGCUCAACCAAUUCCAUUGGCUCUUCUCAGGAUCUACAAUCUCUACAUUCGGAUUCUUCAGGCGACAAGGAAGGCAGGGUCACGCUCCGUCAUGUUGUCGCUGUUCACAGGCUCGAUGAUGGUCGCCCUUACUUUGCCAUUGAGGUUUGCUACCUCGACGAGGAAGGAUCACAGGCUUCAGCCAUGGUAAUGCAGUUUGGAGAUUCUGAGGAUCGUGAUUUGUGGUUGCGCUCAAUCCGUCAGGCCGCUAACCAGGCCCGACUACAAGAUGUUAAUCCUAUCUCUGUCGUCAACUCGAAAAAUGCCGCAAGGGCUGUUGAGCGUGAGAAUGAUUACGAUCCUGCCAACUAUGCCAUUUACAAGGUCAUACAGCGCCAAUUCUCAAAAUCGCGAUCCUCCACCGACGACUUGUCGAAAAUUGCAUCUACAGUUUGCUUCUUGGCCAUAGGUAUCCACAAGGUCCAUGUGAUACCUCUAGUAAAGACUACCAGUCGCGUUUCAUCUCCUUCUCUGUCAGCAAGCAACGUCCCCACAUCGUAUGGUAUCCUCAACUUGACGGCGAUUCGAGUGAGUCAAUCAGAUGAUCAUUUCGAGCUCACAUUUCGACAACCUCUUAAACGACCAAAGACGCUAUAUCUGGCUUCCCUGGCUUCUCACGAUAUUGCUCUUCGUCUUCACCAUGUCGAAAACGUCCUUCGUCCGGAGUGUGCUUCUCGAAUGUUCAAAUUUAGCGUCCCACAGGAAAUUGACGAUCAGCUUCCUCCUACAGUGGACUCAGAUACGGAAGAUCAUUGCUGCUUCGAACGUACGCUCACGGCAUACUGCAUUGCUUACGAUGUCAACCCAUCGAAUAUCUGCUAUACCAUUGACUACUCGUGCGAGGAUGCGCCCCGCUUCCAACUACUGCCAUUAGCAGAUGCACGUCGACAGAAUUAUUGUGCAGCCGAGUUGCUAGCUGUCAUGCGGGCCUUGCGAUACAACGAAUCUUUCAACUCGCUCUCAUUUGCUGAUGUUCAACUUGAUGUACUUAAUGGACUUCACGACACUUACGGCUCCGAGCAUGUCUGCACUCGAACGAAACGAGGAACUCCUAUCCGUCUGACCACAGAAGAGCUUACUCAAUCUUGUCUUUUGGUUCAGGAAGUUCGUGCGUUGGCUGCGACGAACAAGAAGCUUCGAAGAAUGGACUUCUCUCGAUGCAUUAUCGCAAAACCUCCAGAUUACACUGACGACUCGGAGGCUAGAGUCAAGGAUAUCGGAUGCGGUGUGGUCGAAGCCCUUUCACCACUUUGUAAGCAUCAAAUUACAAAUGUGGACUGGAUCGCACUGAAUGGUAUUCACCUCAGUGAGACUGAUCUUGAUUACCUAGUUGGUGCAGCUAGUGACAAAGCCUGUCACUUCCGCGCCAUUGAGUUGAGCAGAUGUUCCUUGACUGACCGUACACUGAGUUUGAUUCUGGACUCUCUUCGCGCCCAAGACAACACUCUGGAAGCCUUGGAUAUCUCUGGAAACCUUGCAAGACUCGCACCAGCCGUAUUCGAUGGACAAAUUAGUGUGUUUGGAUUUAUCCGCAAGCUCAAUCUUUCUUUUGCAUCUCGAACUUCAGGAGCCGAACCUUUAUUCAAUGCUGAGACUCUUCUUACCUGGCGUCUGGAAGAGCUUAGGCUGACCGGCACAUCUCUAAAUGAGAACACGAUCCAGGCUCUCGCAACAUAUCUCAAGCAUCCACAGUCUGACACCCUUCGUGAGUUGUACCUAGACUCUGCAUACAUGUCCGGUAGUGACAUUGCAACCAUCAUGCGCGCCACUAAGCGAGGAUCGAUUGAGCCUCGUUCCCUCCAUCUUGACAUAAGUCACAACAACAUCACAAAGGAUCACGAUCACCUAUGUAAGGCGAUCUCGGACGAUUCGACGCCUACUCACAUCACCCUUCGUGCCAUCGAGUAUCGCGAAGAGUCUGUGUUCCGACAUCUCAUCAAUGCAGUGAAAAAGAAUGAGAGCAUCAGAUAUCUCGACAUCUCAAGGACGACAUUACCCAGUGAUGCUAACGACGAAACAAGUCGUGCACUAGAGUCACUCUUUGCGGAAAACUGUACGCUCGAAGAAUUAGACAUCUCAGGAGAGGAUUCGCGACUAGAAACUUCACGAUUCGGCGUUGGGCUCAACCAGGCAUUGAAUGGUCUUCGCCACAAUACAGGCUUACAUGUCCUUCGAGUUCAGUAUCAGAGACUAGGCUUGCCUGGUGCUAGUAUGCUAGCAGAAGUUCUGAAGGUAAACAGCACGUUACGAGAACUGCACUGCGAGCAUAACGAUAUCCCUCUUUCCGCUUUCACCGACAUGAUCAACGCAUUGGGCAAGAACACGACACUGGUCUAUAUGCCUUACAUGGAUGAAAGCCGUUUAGCAGCUCUGAAGCAGACGGAGACACAGGUCAAACAGAUACGUGAUGAAGUACCUGCUUCGACAUCACCUCUCAAACCUGCUGUAUCUGCUCCUCUUUCCAAGCCACUGCCCUCGUCUUCCUCACCUAUCUCCGCACCAUCUGUCUCGCUUACCGACCAGGACAUUCAGGCCGCCUUACGCUUGGUAACGGAGUCUUGGGAUCGUCAACAAUACCGACUACAACAAUAUCUCGAAAGAAAUUGCUGCAUUUUGCAUGGCGUACCUACAUCCAUGGAGAUUGAAGAAGAGGCGUUUGAACGUGCAACCAGCGUUGGUACCUUGUCUCAGCUGAUUGAGAAGGUCAAGCUGGAUUCCACACCUACCGCAGAAAAAGAGCUAGACUUUGGAGAUGGAUACGGAUUAAACGAGGUCAGCGUCGUUGGAAGUGAAGACGACGAGCAACCCCAAGCAGGACUGAGACUUUCCCUUCCACCACGAUUGCAAUUACGCCAUGAUGUUGAAGAAGACGAACAACCAUCUGUCAGCUUCAAACAAUUCCUGCUUGGUCACCACGAUAUGAGUAGUCCAGAGGACACAGUCGACGGCGUGAGUUCCUCAGGCGCAGCCACUGAAGGCGAAGACAGCGAAUUGCCCAGCCCAGUACUCGAGAUGGGAAAACCCGUCCUCAAAGGAUUGGCUGGUCUAGGCAUCAACCAAGGAGACCUCAAAACACCUACUCAGAAGAGUUUCUUCGAUUAA